This is a messenger RNA of Alnus glutinosa, 2840 nucleotides long. Its product is annotated as transcription factor MTB1. Gene Ontology annotation, biological process: regulation of DNA-templated transcription. Bases 574 to 2409 code for a protein of 611 amino acids. Lineage: Eukaryota; Viridiplantae; Streptophyta; Magnoliopsida; Fagales; Betulaceae. The transcript has a single exon. Gene Ontology annotation, molecular function: DNA-binding transcription factor activity; protein dimerization activity; transcription cis-regulatory region binding. The record is from RefSeq and is a predicted model, not a curated record. Gene Ontology annotation, cellular component: nucleus.
AAAUGGAAAAACCCCAUUUCUUCCUCCCUCCCAGUCUGACCUUCACUUUGCUAGAAAGAGAGAAAGAGAAGGCUUUUGCUCUCGUUAUUGUUUGUGAACUAACUGCCUGUUCGUUUUCCGGAAGAAUUUUAUAUCCCCAAUUGAACUUUCACUUACCCGGGAAUCUUUACACUGAGACUAUUAUUUACUCUGCUGCCUUGCCCAACCGCCGCUUAAUGAUCCCAUUUCUCUAGCCAAAACCGGUGUGUAUUAUCUCUCUCUCAAUCCUCUAUUGUUUUUCUUUCUUUUUUUUUCUUCUGGCUCAAUUUUGGUUUUUACUUUUUCUGGGUUUUCUUUGUAACUUAGAGAUUUAGAGCUUGUGAGAUCUGUAUUUGUAGCUAUGGUUUAAGAAAAUGAUGUGGGGUUUGUCGUUUUUGGUCGAUUGUAACGUAUUGGAUUUGAGCUUAGGGCUAGGAAAACUGGGAUUUUUCAUUGCUUAAAGGGUUUUGGGGACCGAGAUUUGAUCUGGGUAUUGAAAAUUAAAGUUUUUUUUUUUUUUUUUUUGGUGGGUAAUUUGGUUUUGGGGGUUGAGAGAUGAAGAUUGAGGUGGGUUUGGGUGGUGCGGUGUGGAAUGAUGAGGAGAAGACCAUGGUUGCGACGGUUCUGGGGACUCGGGCUUUCGAUUACUUGCUAUCGAGCUCGGUUCCAAAUGAGAAUUUGUUAAUGGCUGUGGGAAGUGAUGAGCAUUUGCAAAACACGCUUUCGGAUCUCGUGGAGGGCCCGAACGCCUCGAACUUUUGCUGGAAUUAUGCAAUCUUUUGGCAACUGUCAAGGUCCAAGUCGGGGGAUUGGGUUUUGGGGUGGGGGGAUGGGUCUUGUAGGGAGCCUAGGGAGGGGGAGGAGCCUGAAGCUAUGCGAAUUCUCAAUCUUCGCCAUGGGGAUGAGACUCAGCAGAAGAUGAGGAAAAGGGUGCUUCAGAAGCUGCACAAAUUGUUUGGAGGAUCAGAUGAGGAUAAUUAUGCCUUAGGAUUGGACCGGGUUACUGAUACGGAGAUGUUCUUUCUUGCAUCGAUGUAUUUCUCGUUCCCUCGAGGCGAGGGCGGUCCAGGCAAGUGCUUUGAGUCCGGGAAGCAUGUGUGGAUCUCGGAUGCUCUGAAAUCGCAAUCUGAUUAUUGUGUUCGGUCCUUCCUUGCUAAAUCUGCUGGAAUCCAGACCAUUGUUUUAGUCACAACUGAUGUGGGUGUGGUUGAGUUGGGUUCGGUAAGAUCUGUGGGUGAAAAUUUAGAAUUGUUGCAGUCAAUAAGAUCAUCAUUUUCAACACAUCCCUCACUAACAAAGGUUAAGCUAGUGCCCGUAUUGCCGGUGGUGAAUGAGAAGAAAGAUGAAAAUUUCCCUACUGUGAAUUUGGGGAUGGUGGAUAGAGUGGAAGGAAUUCCAAAGAUCUUUGGGCAGGAUUUGAACUCGGGUAACUUGAGUCGUCCUCCUUACCGGGAGAAACUUGCUGUUAGAAAGAUGGAAGAGAGGCCAUGGGAAAUCUACCCUAAUAGGAGUAAGAUUGCAUAUCCCAGCCCGCGAAAUGGUCUCCAUAGUUCAAAUUGGGGACACAUUCAUGGUGGGAAACAAGGGAGUCCAUCAGAAAUUUAUUGUUCACAAACCCCAAAUAACUUACAGGAGCUUGUUAAUGGGGUUAGAGAAGAAUAUCGGCUAAACCACUACCAGCCACAAAAGCAGGUGCAAAUGCAAAUUGAUUUUUCAGGGGCCACCUCAAGGCCUUCUGUGAUUUCCCGGCCAUUUAGUGCUGAAUCCGAGCACUCAGAUGUCGAAGCCUCAUGCAAGGAAGAGCGAGCAGGUACAGCCGAUGAACGGAGACCCAGGAAACGAGGCAGAAAGCCUGCAAAUGGAAGAGAAGAACCACUCAAUCAUGUGGAGGCAGAGAGGCAGCGGCGGGAGAAGCUUAACCAACGGUUCUAUGCAUUACGAGCUGUUGUGCCCAAUAUAUCCAAGAUGGACAAAGCUUCCUUGUUGGGAGAUGCUAUUGCUUACAUCAAUGAGCUACAGGCAAAGCUCAAGGUCAUGGAAGCAGAUAGGGAGAGAUUUGGGAGCACUUCAAGAGAUGCAUCAACUUUGGAGGGUAACCCAAACACUGAAAACCUAUAUGGACCUCCUAAUGUUGAUAUUCAAGCUGCCCAUGAUGAGGUUAUUGUAAGAGUGAGCUGCCCUUUAGAUUCACACCCUGCAUCAAGAGUCAUCCAAGCAUUCAAAGAGGCACAAGUUACUGUUGUUGAGUCCAAAAUCGCCGCAGCAAAUGACACUGUGUUUCAUACAUUUGUAAUCAAGUCUCAAGGAUCUGAGCAAUUGACAAAGGAAAAGUUGAUUGAAGCAUUUUCCCGGGAAUCCAACUCCUUACAGCCAUUGUCUUCAGUUGGGUAGCAUGAGAAUCAGAUUUAGUGUAGUCCAUAGGUAAUACGUAGUGGAGAACCCGAUUAAAAGCUUUCUUUACAGGUUUUGAUAUACAGCAGUGGAUCCUAUAAGGAAAUGCAGUGCCGGCUAGUAGAACAAUAACUACUUCUUGACCAAGUAGGGCAGCAAAUUUUCUGUGAUUGUUUAUAGUUAUACAUAUUCUGUUAUAAGUGAAGUAUUCUUGCUAGGUGAAUCAAAUUUGUCAGUUAAAAAACGAAUGUAUUAUUGUUGGUUAUUAGUAGCAGACAAAUUUGUUCUGUUUUCUUAUGCCAGCUUCUCAAAGUUGUUAUUUUUAGCUAGUUCUUUGCUGAAUCAGCAUGUUACUUGUAAACCCACUGCUGCUUGUUGUGCCCCCCACUGAGGGAUCAAAAUUUUAUGAGAUAUAUGAUUUUGAUGCAUAA